Molecule: messenger RNA, 932 nt
Organism: Cuscuta epithymum
Lineage: Eukaryota; Viridiplantae; Streptophyta; Magnoliopsida; Solanales; Convolvulaceae
Source: the annotation of a GenBank genome assembly
GUUUUUUCUAGCCCAUAGGCCACACCGUGUCAAAUUUUUAAGUAUUUUUAUGGGCCUAUAAAACAUUUAAACUAAUCUCGUCGCCGAGCUGAAUCGAUCUCGUCGGUAGCUCAUCACCGUCGUCGUCCGCCAUGGCAUCGAGAGUCAAAUCGCUUUUCCAGAACCUAAAGCGCUACGCUAAGGCACCAUGGAAUUUCACAGGGCCUCAGUCGGGCCCAGAGUUUAAGCAUUCCAUCCUGAAGGCGACGGAUUACCGUGUUUUCUGUCCCGCCACCGCCCCAGCUAAGGCCAUCAUACCAUCCUCUAAUCCCGAAACCGUGUACGACAUCAAAUACUUCUCUCGCGACCAGCGCCGCAAUCGCCCUCCUAUCAAACGGACCAUCCUCAAGAAGGACGAUAUCGUGAAGAUGAUGACGGAACAAACAUUCGAUGUCAAGGAUUUCCCUAAACCGUACUUAACUGCUAUGGUUGAGGAGGAUUACAACGCCAUCGGGGGAGGCUAUCAAAAAUGAGGCUGUCAGGCUUGUGAUGGUAAAAACUCUUCUUGCUGAUAAUAAAGUGUGUAGUUGGCAUUCAGCCUUGAUCAGUGAUGCAGUUUAUUUUGCUUUGGCGGCUUGCUGCCUGUUGUUUCUAUUCGAAUGUGGUUUCCCAUGAUGUAUCAUUGUCUCCUUGGCACGUAGGUGUUCAAACCAUUUGUAGUUGGAAUUCAUGGGGUUAUAUUCAGAUGUUAAACGACCCCCCAUAAGAUUGAUCAUGUCAAUCACGGGUUUCUGAAAUCAAUAAUUGAAUUGUGGGACGGUCUGGUUCCGGUUCUGAGUUUCCUAGUGAUUCCGGUCUAGAUCAGCAAUGAUUCAAACAUUUUAUUGUAGUGAUAAGGUAUAUGAGUAAAUUUCAGAUAAAAUAUUAUAAAUGCACUAAUUACUUAAUAUGGG